Messenger RNA from Chara braunii, 1415 nucleotides. The record is from the annotation of a GenBank genome assembly. Lineage: Eukaryota; Viridiplantae; Streptophyta; Charophyceae; Charales; Characeae.
UUGUAAGCAAGAAAACAUACAUCCUUUUUCAUCCGCAGUCCUUCCGUAAUGAAUUUAUGUCAGCACAACGAAUUAAUAUGAAACUCACGUAGGUGGCUUGGUCCUCAAGGCUUAUUACGACCUGCUAAAUGACUAAAUGUAUAGCUUAGCCUCAUGCUAGAGUAACAAGAACUGCACCACUAUACUCUUAGACUGUUCUAUGGUGGGUGGUACUAGCAAAAAUGCCAUGUUAUUGGCAUGAUCUUUUAUAAUGAGAGGAAUAAGAAUCAGAUAACACACUGACUUUAAAUAUGAAUCCUCGAUAUUAGUCGAUAAUGUUGCUGCAACAUCUAUAGGCACAACGGAAAUGCAUAAAGCUGAAUUCAUGACAUUCGUACUUUUUGGACCAAAUUUUACCAUACAUACGCUCAGAUAUAUACCUGACAUUACGAUUGCAUGUAGAUCCUUAAAUCUAAAAAAUGCUUAUCUUCAACUUCAGCACCAUCCAUUGGCAGCUUCCCAUAUGGAGAUCUCCUAUUACCCACCACCUAUCUCAGAUUUUGCCUGCGUGCCAUGCCCAGCAACUGCAUAAUUGGCUUCAUUCAAACGCAGAGCUUAUGUGUCUUGGUAAUGAAGUCCUGAAGAAGAAGAAGACGAUGACGACGACGAUGACGGCGAUGAAGACGAUGACGACGACGACGACGACGACGACGACGACGACGACGACGACGACGAAGAAGAAGAAGAAGAAGAAGAAGAAGAAGAAGAAGAAGAAGAAGAAGAAGAAGAAGAAGAAACAGAAAGAAGAAGAAGAUGCAAAUGGUAAAGAAUUGAUUCCUGGGCAUUAAUUGGCUCAUAAUCAGAUUGGAAAAAUUAUUAAAAGAGCCGACAAAUAACAGAAGACAAGGCGCAAAGCGCCUUGAGCUGCAGAUGGCCUGACAUGCAAGUUUCGGCUGCCUCACCAGGAGUGACAAUCAUCAAGGAUCCUAGGUCCUCAGGACUACUGUCCAACCUUGAGAAAAAGCAAAGCUUUUGCAUCUCCUCAAAUUCAUUCCUGGCAUUCGGGCUUUCGUGCUGUGCACAAUCUAGUUGCAUCCCCCGUGAAACCACCCUGGCCUGCAGCCACCGCACUGUGGUUUGCACAUUCCCACACAGCACUUCCCUCUGCCGCAAUCACUAUGGGCGCAGCAAUUCUGGCGACACAAACCACCGCAGCACUUGUUGAGGCCGACUGCGCAGCAAUCGUUGUCUACGCAGCAGUCCUUACACACUCCACCGCAGCACUUCUUCGAUUUUGGGCAAUGGCUGUCUGAGCAGCAAGCCUUGCAUUCUGUGCCGCAGCAUUGAGUGCCGGCUGGGCAUUUCCUACAGUUGCAGCAGCCUGGGGUUCCAGGACAACAGUCUCCAUCUUUGCACUGUCCGUUGCAGCAGACCUU